Molecule: messenger RNA, 2309 nt
Organism: Pseudogymnoascus verrucosus
Lineage: Eukaryota; Fungi; Ascomycota; Leotiomycetes; Thelebolales; Thelebolaceae
Exons: 3
Coding region: 102-2057 (651 amino acids)
Biological process (GO): regulation of DNA-templated transcription
Molecular function (GO): zinc ion binding; DNA-binding transcription factor activity, RNA polymerase II-specific
Source: RefSeq, a predicted model, not a curated record
CUUCCGUCCGUUGUCCAACGUCCUCGUUCCUGUCUUACUGUCUACCAUUGCAAAAUUGCUAUUUAUGUAGAUACAAAGCGGAAUAUUUGACAGAUGUAACUAUGUCGGAGGACCGAACGCGGGCGAAUUGUCGGAAAGGGACUGUAAGUUGUACCGAGUGCAGACGCCGUAAAGUCCGUUGCAUCCGCAGCCCGGAGGAUGCGCCAACCUGCCGGAGGUGUGAAGAACGAGGAUCGACCUGUAUUGCACAGCUAUAUAGUUCUCGACCUCGAAACGCACAAAGAGUGUCGUCACGAUAUCGCAUAUCCCAAUUAGAAUCACAAGUUGCUGGUCUGAGCAAGAUUGUUCAUGAUAUUGGGCUGAGUAUUGGGCAUCAGCCUACUCAAAUACCGAAACCUGCCCACUCUCCAAGUUCCAGGGUGGAUGAUGACUCCGACGAUGAUUCAAGCGUCUCAGACGUAAUCAUCACUGCAGACCCACCAUCGCAUCUUCGUUCGCUCUUUCAAAACGACUGGCUGAGUGUAGAUACUCGUCAGCAGAAUGAACAGCUGCAGGAUCGCAAGGCAAAGGCCUCUGUACAUUUACUAGAUGCAGCAAGGCAUGAGCUGCAGAAGUUGAUUCCACAAAAAGACGAGGUUAUCGAGGUUGCCAGGUCAGCAUCUAAGUGGCUUGGACUGAUAGUUGCCCUGCUUCCCCAACCAUUCGCGAUAGAAUCUGGACGCGAAAUGGUCGAACUCUAUGACGAGAUGCACAAGCCAGACGCUGACGCCAUCUGUCUUGGCUCAUGGCUCCUUACCAUUGCUAUUGCUAUUCAAGAGAUGCCAAACGCCAGCCACCUAAGCUUUUCCCGAGCAGUGUCUGACAGAGUGGAGAGCACGAUUCUAUCUCAUGACGGAUUGAUAUGCACACUUGCGGGCCUUGGAAUGGCCUUAAAUUUUUGUCGACUCCAAAUUAGCCAUGGCAAUUUCCAAAAGGGAUGGCUCAAAUUACGGCAUUAUAUAUCGAUUGCGGAGCUUAUGGGACUGCCGAGGUCAUCCGAAGCGUAUCAGCUUAACGGAUCUACUGGACGAGACAACGACGAGACGCAGCUCCAAAGAGCUCAGAUGUGGGAAUCGCUAUGUUCUGCUGAAGGCCUGUUUGGGAUGAUAGUUAAUCUCCCAUGUGCUAGUCAAUACCAGCAGUCAUAUUCCCCGCCCUUAGCUAUCGAUGGUGUUAUUCAACCCCGGGCUUACCUUAUCAGAUUAAUGAACAUCUCCACGAAAAUUCAAUACCGAGAUGCUGAGCUAUAUGCAUCGACGCUAGAACUCGACAGACAGCUCAAUGUGCUUGUUUCACAGGUCCCAAAGUCGUGGUGGGCUAUUAGCUCCGGGAAGCUUCAAUCUGAGCAUGUUGUCCAGUUUCUACAUUACUGUGUCAAGAUGAGGAUUCAUUUGUCCUUUGCAAUGCGACGGGACACUGGUGAUGAGUAUAUUUACAGCCGCCUGGCCUGUAAAGACGCAUGCGAAUUUUCGGUGGAACGUUACCAAUUUCUACGUCAAGCGCUACCUUCGAACAUCUUUAUUUCCCAGGCCUUGGAUUUACAAGCAUUCACGGCUACAGUUGUUAUUAUUCUCACGUCCUACAGCCUGCGAGAUCGUUUAAGCGGGCGGAUUAAUAGCGCAGUUGCGCUAGUCAUCCACAUCAUGGAGGAAAGGUCCAGGAAGUCUUUUGGGUUUGACUUCGCCUUGUGUGGGGCCUCGACAAUUCGCUCUUUGAUGAAGUUACUCCAAGAUGACAAGAUUUCUGGUUUACAGGAAUUAACACUGAGGGUUCCACUCCUUGGAAAAGUUCACGUUCGACGAAAUAGUCAUGGGUCGAAAAAGGCAGAAGCGCAGUUCACUCCCCAAGAUCAAGGGCUUCCACUCCUGACCUCCAUCCCUCCAGCACAAGGAGAAUAUCAAUGGGACUCUCUAUCGUGGUCUAUAGACGACCGCUACGAGGACUUCUUCCAAGCUGCUCUUAAUGCAGGGAGUUUUGAUCAAUUUGCCAUGUGGGAAAAUGGCUAUAACACCUUUUAAUCUAUCAAACUUGACAUAGAUAUAAGCCAAUCGUCAACACAUAUAGCCCUAUAGGUGAACGAAGUUUUCACCUUUCACAUCUAUACCGGAUCACAAUAAUAGGGGAACGGGUAGGAUUGUAAAUAGCAAACUAUGUGUAUGUUACAGAUAUAAUGGUCGCUUCUAUUGUAGGUAGGUAUAGUAGCUAUAGGCACCCUCUAUAUAGUUCCGCAACCGAGUAGCUAGCACAUACAACCAUACACUUAAGCGAAC